Messenger RNA from Cuculus canorus (common cuckoo), 851 nucleotides. Its product is annotated as programmed cell death 1 ligand 1-like. Gene Ontology annotation, cellular component: external side of plasma membrane. Gene Ontology annotation, biological process: cellular response to lipopolysaccharide; positive regulation of T cell proliferation; T cell costimulation. The record is from RefSeq and is a predicted model, not a curated record. Lineage: Eukaryota; Metazoa; Chordata; Aves; Cuculiformes; Cuculidae. The transcript is spliced from 6 exons. Bases 152 to 727 code for a protein of 191 amino acids.
CAUCCUGUCUUGGUUCAGCGCUUCCUCAUUCAACACAGAGGCUCCUUGCAGCAGCUCGUUUGAAUCUCAGCACUUUCAGACAGAAUACAGAGAGAUUCCACGUAGAGACAGAAGUAGCAGCUGGAGUGGCUGGUGAAGCUCGCAACAGGGGAUGAUUCCCAAGAUCUGGGAAGGCACAAAAAUGAAAUGGGAGACUGCUCUCUGGAUGGUUGCCUGCUUACUGUUUGCAUCUCUACCCAGAGGUCAACCAGACACAAUAUGCCAUGCGUUUGUUGGAGAAACUGUGGUUUUGCCCUGCACCACCACCCCUCCUGGAGAACAGGCCCUUUCCAAAUCCAUGCUUUACUGGCAGAUAGAAUCUGUCCUAGUGCACUUUUUUCACAAUGGGCAGGAUUCACUUAAGUUCCAGGACAAACAUUACCAUGGCAGAACUAGUCUUUUUUUGCAUCAGAUGAAGCAUGGCAACUUUUCCUUAAAGCUCUCCAAUGUCCAGUUACAGGAUGCAGCUGUAUAUACUUGCAUCUACAAACAGACUGGGGAUCAUCUCAUCAAAACACAGAAAUCAGAAAUUAAACUCAUUGUAUCAGCUCCAUCUAGCACUGAGAAAGCACCUUCCCCUUCUGGACACAGUCAGAUUUCCUUCAGAAGCCUUGCUGAUGCGCCGUGUCUGGCUAUGCUUCCCCUCUCUUUCCACCUGCUGGUCACACUAGGGGUUUGGCACUUGUAACUGGAGAAACCAACCUUCUCUUUUGGGAGCUUUCCUCACCAGAGGACCUUGAUGGGCAGAACAGCUCUGUAGAGCUGGUGUGAGAACCGUUUUAGAGCCAUGUGGAAGAAACACCCUUAGCUGA